AUGGCUCUUCUGAUUCUCACCUCAAUUUUAAUACUUUUGGUAUCUUUUAUCAUUUAUAUUCUUUUUGCAAGAAGGGAACAAUUCAAACUUCGUGAGAAAAUUGGAUUAACUGGACCAGAACCUCAUUGGUUUAUGGGAAAUUUGAAGCAGAUCGUUGACCGGAAAGAAAAACUAGGAUAUGAUGAUUCAAAUAAAUGGUUCAACGAGCUUCAUAAGCAAUAUGGGGAGACUUUUGGAAUCUAUUUUGGCGCGCAGAUGAAUAUUGUUCUAUCAAACGAAGAAGAUAUUAAAGAAGUUUUUAUUAAGAAUUUCUCAAACUUUUCCGAUCGAAUUGUGCCACCAAUUUUCGAUUCUAACCAACUAAACCAGUCUCUGCUCCAAAACACGUAUGCGACUGGCUGGAAACAUACUCGAUCAGCAAUUGCUCCGAUUUUCUCAACGGGAAAAAUGAAGGCAAUGCAGGAAACAAUUCAUUCGAAAGUGGAUCUUUUCUUGGAUAUUUUGAGAGAAAAAGCCAGCUCCGGACAGAAAUGGGAUAUUUAUGAAGACUUCCAAGGUCUAACUCUAGAUGUGAUUGGAAAGUGUGCAUUUGCAAUUGACAGUAACUGCCAGAGAGAUCGAAAUGAUGUAUUCUAUGUGAACGCUAGAAAAUUUAUUGCAAAUAUUGAUAUUCGACACAGUAAAGUCAUUGCAGCCUCAUUUAUUCUUCCGGAACUUGCACCUUUGUGGAGAGCACUCUACAAGUAUACACCGUUGGCAGAUGCAGAAAUUCCACUUGUUGAGGGAUUGUCUAAUGUUUACGAAAGACGCCGCGGAGGAGAAGGAUCUGACAGUGUGGACCUGUUAAAACUACUGCUAAAUCGAGAAGAUGACAAAUCAAAACCAAUGACAAAACAAGAAGUAAUUGAAAAUUGUUUUGCAUUUCUAUUGGCUGGUUAUGAAACAACAAGUACUGCAAUGACAUAUUGUUCAUAUCUCUUAUCAAAAUAUCCAAAUGUUCAACAGAAAUUAUAUGAAGAAAUUAUGGAAGCAAAAGAGAAUGGGGGAUUGACUUAUGAUUCAAUACAUAAUAUGAAAUAUUUGGAUUAUGUUUAUAAAGAAACUCUGAGAUGUUAUCCACCGGUUAUUCAUUUCAUCAAUAGACGCUGCCUCGCAGACAUUACGAUUCGCGGACAAUUUUAUCCAAAAGGAUCAGUAGUCACAUGCUUACCUCACACAGUUCAUCUCAACCCAGAAAAUUGGGAUUCCCCCGAAGAAUUCCAUCCGGAAAGAUUUGAGAAUUGGGAAGAAAAGAGUAGCUCAUUGAAAUGGAUUCCAUUUGGUGUUGGACCAAGAUAUUGUGUUGGAAUGAGAUUUGCUGAAAUGGAAUUUAAAACCACAAUUGUCAAGUUACUGGAUACUUUUGAACUGAAACAAUUCAAAGGAGAAGCUGAUUUGAUUCCAGAUUGUAAUGGAGUAAUUAUGAGACCAAAGGAUCCUGUCAGAUUGCUUUUGAAACCGAGAAACUGAUUAUAAUAAUUAUGCAAUAUUUUGUUUCAAUUUCCCAAUGUAUAAAAUAUCAUAUUUUCUC
Molecule: messenger RNA, 1570 nt
Organism: Caenorhabditis elegans
Lineage: Eukaryota; Metazoa; Nematoda; Chromadorea; Rhabditida; Rhabditidae
Gene: cyp-25A2
Product: Cytochrome P450
Exons: 8
Coding region: 1-1509 (502 amino acids)
Source: RefSeq, marked reviewed